CGGCCGUUGGGCCAAUAGUCAAAAUUAUUUCGACCAGUCUCAAAACACAGAAAUCGCAACAAAAACACGGACGUCGCGCUGCUCUCCCCAAAAUCCGCCGCCCGCCGUCGCUGAAACUAACAAAAAUAGCUGAGUUCUAGGUGGAACGUGCCAUUGAAGUCGAGGAAUCCAGAGAGUGAGACACAAGGCACCUUAUAUAAUCCGGCAGCGAAGGAGACAGGCCCUCAAAUCCCCACAAGAUGUUGCGAAUGCUGCAUAAUUCAUCCCUCAUAUGCGCCAGCCUGCAGCUGGGCGUGUUGAAGAACUCCACUCGCAGCCUGGGCUCAGUUUUGCCUGAUCUGAAACUGAAGGAUUUCCCCAUUGUUAAUGAACCGAUUCUGACCUAUCGCAAGGAUUCAACAGAGCGCAAGGACUUGGUGCAGGCUCUCAAGAAGACGGCCUCGGAAUGCGCAGAAAUUCCCAUUGUGAUCGGCGGCAAGGAGUACACAACAUCGGAGGUGCGUUAUCAGGUCAUGCCACACGAUCAUCAGCACAAGCUGGCCAGAUUCUACUAUGCGGAUAAGAAGCUUGUAGAGAAGGCCAUUAAGACUGCCGUAAAGACGCAGCCCAUGUGGGAUCAAGUGCCGCUUGCGGAUCGCUUGAAGAUUUGGGAGAGGGCGGCCGAUCUAAUGGCGACCACAUAUCGCCAGGAAUUGAAUGCGGCCACCAUGCUGGGUCAGUCUAAGACGGCUAUCCAAGCGGAAAUCGAUUCGGCAGCGGAGUUGAUUGACUUUAUAAGAAUGAAUGCCUACUUUCUGAAGGAAUGCGCCAAAUAUCAGCCCAUCAGCGAGAACAUUAAGGUCACAAAGAACUCCAUGCGAUAUCGUGGCAUUGACGGCUUCAUCGCCGCUGUCAGUCCAUUUAACUUUACGGCCAUCGGCGGCAACUUGUCCUACACGCCAGCUCUGAUGGGUAACGGUGUCCUGUGGAAGCCAUCGGACACGGCCAUGCUCUCCAACUGGGUUAUUUUUAAAAUUAUGCGCGAAGCGGGUGUGCCCGAUGGCGUCGUUAACUUUGUGCCUGCCGAUGGGCCCGUGUUCGGUGACACCAUUACCGCCAGCCCCCACCUGGCGGGCAUCAAUUUCACCGGCUCGGUGCCAACCUUCAAUCGACUGUGGAAGCAGGUGGGCAACAACAUUGACAACUACGUCAACUUUCCGCGCUUGAUUGGCGAGUGUGGCGGCAAGAACUUCCACUUUGUGCACAAGUCCGCCGACGUUGAGUCGGUGGUCACAUCAACGAUACGCUCGGCCUUUGAGUAUUGCGGGCAGAAGUGUUCCGCCUGCUCGCGCAUGUAUGUGCCGGAGUCGCUAUGGCCAAAGAUCAAGGCCGGCCUGCUGUCCGAGGCACAGAAGCUGAAAAUCGGCGACGUUCAAGACUUUAGCAGCUUCACAUCAGCUGUGAUCGAUGACAAAGCAUUUAAACGCAUUACCGGCUACAUUGAGCAUGCCAAAAAGUCACCGAAUCUGGAGAUAAUUGCCGGCGGCACCUACUCGGACAGCAAGGGCUACUUUGUGGAUCCCACGAUUGUGGUUAGCAAGGAUCCCAAGGACCGAAUCAUGACCGAGGAGAUCUUUGGCCCCGUGCUAACGAUCUAUGUGUACAAGGAGGCAGAUCUGUUUGACACCAUGAAGCUGGUGCACACCUCAACAAAGUUUGCUUUAACCGGAGCAGUAUUCGGCCAGGAUGAGGAAUGGGUUAAGUGCGCCCUCCAAGAGUUCAAAAUGGCCGCUGGCAACUUUUAUAUCAACGACAAGUCCACUGGAUCUGUGGUGGGCCAGCAGCCAUUCGGCGGCGGAAGGAUGUCCGGUACCAACGACAAGGCCGGUGGACCUCAUUAUAUACUCCGCUGGACAUCACCGCAGUCCAUCAAGGAGACGUUUGUGCCGCUGCGCGAUGUCAACUAUCCGUACAUGAGCGAAUAAGCUGCCGGAGGAGGGACAGUGGGAGAGGCAGUAUAGGGAGAAGAAGCUAAAAACCGACAGGAAUCUCAUAUAACUACUAACUACAUAUAUAACUAUAUAUAUAAAUGUAUUUUGUUGAACUAUUUUUAAACAAAAGCACCCCCCCCCCCAAUAAGCCCUCCUCACCGCGUAACACCUUCAACUAAGAAUCUCGGAAAUUACCAACCCACGAGAAAGCCUCGAAAUCGUUGUAAAUUGAUAUGCUGAUAUUAUCUCUCGAACCCACACACAACGCAACUCUGAAUACAUAUAGAAAACGAAUACUAUGUAAACUAUUAUUUACAUACAUUUAUACACAAAUGUGAUUAUUAUUAAUUAUAUGAUUUAUAAUUACAUGGCCCGUCUUUUGUUUUAAAGUCA
Molecule: messenger RNA, 2363 nt
Organism: Drosophila kikkawai
Lineage: Eukaryota; Metazoa; Arthropoda; Insecta; Diptera; Drosophilidae
Gene: P5CDh1
Product: delta-1-Pyrroline-5-carboxylate dehydrogenase 1
Cellular component (GO): mitochondrial matrix
Molecular function (GO): L-glutamate gamma-semialdehyde dehydrogenase (NAD+) activity
Source: RefSeq, a predicted model, not a curated record